Molecule: messenger RNA, 390 nt
Organism: Rotaria sp. Silwood1
Lineage: Eukaryota; Metazoa; Rotifera; Eurotatoria; Philodinida; Philodinidae
Source: the annotation of a GenBank genome assembly
AUGGCUCGAUCAAAAAUAAAUGAAUAUUUCAAAACCCAGAUAGAUGAAUUAAGAUUAUUUGCCCGUGAAAUUCAUGAAACACCCAUAUUUAAGUUGGAUACAACAUCGUUUAACGAAGAAGAUAUGAUUGAUGAUGUGGAAUUGAAGGAACAUGUUAUAAUUGGACGAAUAUUUCCUAAUGCGGAUAUAUUUAAAGAAGGUGCAUUUCAAAUUCAAAUAAAAAUACCUCCAUACUAUCCAUUAAAUCCACCGAAAGUAUAUUUUAUAACUCCUAUCUAUCAUCCUAGUGUUGGAAAAGAUGAAGUAGUUCAAGAAUAUGCAAAAAACCGAAGUGAAUUCAAUCGUAAAGCGUUGGAAAUGGUCAAGAAACAUGCAUUACCACGAAAUUAA